Molecule: messenger RNA, 305 nt
Organism: Symbiodinium sp. CCMP2456
Lineage: Eukaryota; Dinophyceae; Suessiales; Symbiodiniaceae
Source: the annotation of a GenBank genome assembly
GCCGUGAGCUGAAUUUGGCGUUCUUCGUCGAGCGCUGCGGCUGGGAUGCUGCAUUCGACGUGGGUGCACCUCAGCUUUUCGCGGGAGGUCGUCGACUAACUGCAUCCCAGGUCUCGAAUGUCUACCAAGAGCUGUCGCCGCACUGCCGGCGUCAGGCGCGAAACCUGCUGCAACAGGAGGAGGCAGGCGGCCGGGGACAAGCGAGGGCUGGCAGAGAACCAGGUGGUGUCGACAGCAGCAGCACUGUCCUUGCCCAACGGAUUCAAGACACCGGGGUGUGGCAGGUUACUCUGUCGCUUAGCUAG